UUUUUGAAGAUUUUACAAAGGUAUAAACAUACGAUGACAAAAUGACUGAUAAUAAGAACGAAAAAGCAGAAGUUGAACAAUCCUAUUUCGAUACAUCAACAAAUGAUCAAACAAAUAACGUUCAAUGUGAAAAACAUGAACAUAUACAAAUCACCGAGGAAACCAGCGACGAUUCUCUCAAUCUCGGACAAAUUAUCAAAGAGACGGGAGAUUUCGGACGCUUUCAAGCGCUUUCGUUUGCAUACACGUCUAUUGUUAUAGUUACUUUAACAUGGAGCAUGCUAACUAUGGUAUUCACGGCCACUAUACCGGACUGGAAUUGCAUCAUUACCGACGGUUCUGGCAAUUUUACGUCAGAAUCAAAACAAUGUAGCGUCAACGGAAGCGGAUGUGACGCAUUUACAUUUGAGCAAGACAUGAGUACAGCAGUCAGUCAGUGGACGCUAGUUUGUGACAAAAAGUGGGUAUCUCAAACCAUUACAACUAUUCAGAUGACAGGAUUACUGGUUGGAGGUCUGUUGUGGGGCCAUAUAUCGGAUGGUAUCGGGAGAAAACCAACAUUUUUCUUUAAUCUAGCCCUUCUUGGUGUUUGCAACCUCGUUUCGGUAUUUUCCGUAAAUUGGGAAAUGUUUGCAGCAAUGAGAUUCGUUAUUGGAUUUGGAUGUACUGGCUUUAUGUCAGCAUCGUUAACUUUCGAAUUCAUCCGAAAUAAAUGGCGCGUGUAUUUGAUUCUGGUUCCAAGCUGGGCGUUUUGGGCUUCGAUGAUGGCAGUGUUUUGUUGGAGAGUACCAGAUUGGAGGUUUAUACAUGUUGCGGUAGCUUGUGUUACAUUACCUGGUCUUCUUGGAUGGUUUCUUCUUCCAGAAAGUUUCAGAUGGCUAGUAUCACACGGGCGCCUAGAGGAGGCUGAAAAUUCUAUAAAAUAUGUAGCUAAAAUUAACGGCAAACCACCGCCAGAUCUGACAAAAUUGAGGGCAGUUAUAGAGAAAGAACAACAACUAGCAAAGGAAACUAAAGCUCUGCAAGUGUAUACAGUAUUGGACUUGUUCAAGACGAGCAGGAUUAGGAAAACGGCAAUAUUGUUUGCGUUGAUCUGGUUGUUUUCGUCAUACAGUUACUAUGGUAUUGCAUUCGGUGUACAAGAGUUGGCCGGCAGUCUAUACCUGAACAUGUUCCUUGUCAGUAUUGUCGACAUACCGGGCUAUAUUCUUGUUGUCAUUUUUAACACAUGCGGAGGACGAAAAUGGACAUGUGUUGGCUUUUACCUUUUAGGGGGAAUAUUUGCAGUAGUUGUCGGAGUGUUUCAAUAUAUAAACUUUUCAAUCUCUGGAAGUGCCUUAAAUAGUUUAGCACUUGCGGCAAAGCUUUGUGUCAGUGCAGCCUGGGAAAUUAACACACUCUGGUCAAGUGAAUCAUUUCCAACUGUUGUAAGAAAUAUCGGCGGGGGUUUUAUAAGUUCAGUAUCUAGGAUAGGCUCCAUGGUUGCUCCACAAAUAAUAUCCUUGAGUGUAGACAGACCAGGGCUUCUGUAUUUGGUAUGUGGCGUCGUAUGUGUAUUGUCGUCUGCUAUGUGUGCUCUUCUUGAGGAGACAAAAAACAAAGAUCUGAGUGACAUGUUACCACAGAAAACAAACAAAGUUGCCGACGGUGGCGUCUACAUCGAGAAAACCCUGUUAAACAUUGAGUCGAUAAAGGAUAAUUAAAGCAAAAGAAUGUGAACUUACCUGGCCCUGGUGCGUCCCUUAUAUGUACAAGAGAAGACGUCCGGGUCAUCAAAGAUGUCAUUAUACUAAUAUAUACUAAUAUGUAAACAGAACAUUUAGUCUAGAUACUAUUACAGAACAGAACAGACAUUUUAUUUUAGACUUGAACAUAGUACAUUUCCACAGAUAAACAAAAUAGUUAUCUCGUCACGUGGUUAUAAUAACACAAAAUAUAAUAUGAUACUCAUUUAAGUAAUAGAAAAUACAUUUGUUUACAAAGAUAAUGUUAAGAUAUGCUAUUAGAAACAUAACUGUAGUAGACAUCCUACUGGCAACCUCACAGGAUAUUGUAUACCAUAUUUUACCCAGUGAGUCUAACUAUCCCUCUCUCCCGAUAAGGGCGAAGGAUAGAUGUUAACCAGCAGCAAAACUAUAUACAUGUAUUUACUUAUAGAGCGAGAAAUUAGUGAAUUACCUGAAGAUUAUAUUAAGUAGUUCUCAAAAAAAAAUUUCUAGAAAUAGAAAUACAAGAAUAGAUAUAUCAUCAAAACAGAAUAUUCUGUUAAUGCAAUUAUUUAAUUCUAGACUAAAUGAAUC
Ruditapes philippinarum (Manila clam) is the source of this 2300-nucleotide messenger RNA. RefSeq names its product solute carrier family 22 member 21-like. Gene Ontology annotation, biological process: transmembrane transport. The record is from RefSeq and is a predicted model, not a curated record. Lineage: Eukaryota; Metazoa; Mollusca; Bivalvia; Venerida; Veneridae. The coding region runs from base 42 to 1703 and encodes 553 amino acids. The transcript is spliced from 8 exons. Gene Ontology annotation, cellular component: membrane. Gene Ontology annotation, molecular function: transmembrane transporter activity.